AGUUGCCCGUCCAUAUCAGAGCAAUGAUAUGCCAGAGGGAAAUAAUGCACCUAAGACCACCAAAGAGAACAAAACCAAGACCGAGAGAGGUGGAGAAGAAGGCGGUCAUUGCGCGAAAUUAAUCGAAGAGAUUGAAAAGUUGAGUGGACCGAAGAAGUUCUCCUAUGAAGAGUCGAUGAUCGCUACCGAUUCUUUUGCACAUGACAGGAUUCUGGGAGGAGGAGGUUUUGGCGAUAAUGUUGCUUGUGUACGUUUAAAAGUUGCCCGUCCAUACCGGAGCAAUGAUAUGCCAGAGGGAAAGAAUGCACCUAAGACCACCGAAGAGAACAAAACCGAGACCAAGAGAGGUGGAGAAGAAGGGAAAUUAAAGGACGAGUUGGAUCUGACCCAAAAAAAAUAUAAAGAAGAGGAAGAGUUGACAAACCUGGGUGUGCCCAAGAAGUACUCCUAUAGAGAGUUGAGCGGCGCGACCAAUUCCUUUGCAAGUGGCCUGAAAUUGGGACGAGGAGGCUUCGGGAUCGUGUACAAAGGGUACAUAGGAGAAGAUUGCACACCGGUCGCUGUGAAGAAAAUAAGAUAUGGUUCACGCCAAGGGAGAGAGGAGUAUAUAUCCAAGGUGAAAUCGUUGAGCCAACUUGGGCACAUACACUUGGUGAAACUUAAAGGCUAUUGUCACGAGGCGAAUAAAUUCAUCCUGGUUUACAAAUUCAUGAAACAAGGUAGCUUGGCGGAUCACCUGUUUGAAGACAAACCCUUGUUGACAUGGGAAAGGAGGUACAACAUCGCUCUGGGAUUAGCCAAGGCGCUGCAUUACCUGCACAAACAAUUUCGUCAAUGCAUAAUCCACAAGGAUAUCAAAUCCGACAACGUCAUGCUCGAUGAAAAGUUCGAGGCCAAAUUGGGAGAUUUCGGCUUGGCUAAGCUAGUUGACCACACCAGAGUCCCAAGCACAACCCAAGUGAAAGGAACACUGGGUUACUUGGCUCCGGAAUACUUUCGAACGGGUAAGGCAAGUAAGGAAUCUGACAUCUACAGUUUCGGAGUCGUCCUAUUGGAAAUAUUAUGUGGGAGAAAAGCCCCCGACUUGAAACUAGCAGAACAAGGCUGCCUUGUUCUGUGGGUUUGGAAGCGUAGUGGAUGCAGGAGCUGGUGGGGGCGCCGGUUUUGGAAUCUUCACCUUCCGGUGGACGAGAGGCUCGGGAAGGAUUUCAACAAAAAACAGGCGGAGGCCUUGAUGAUUGUGGGGCUGUGUUGUGCUCAUCCCUUUGCUAGGUCUCGGCCUUUGAUUGAAGAGGCAAUGGUCGUUUUGAACUUGACGUUAGAGCCUCGCAAACUCUCCUCGAAGAUGCCAAGUUUCGACAUAUAAUUGACCCAAACGUCUUGUCUAAAUACAUUUGGCUUAAUAUCUCAUUUUGGUAAUUGCUAAUUUUGGUAGCGCACUUCAUUUUGUUCGUAA
Molecule: messenger RNA, 1456 nt
Organism: Syzygium oleosum
Lineage: Eukaryota; Viridiplantae; Streptophyta; Magnoliopsida; Myrtales; Myrtaceae
Product: L-type lectin-domain containing receptor kinase IX.1-like
Exons: 1
Coding region: 29-1366 (445 amino acids)
Biological process (GO): protein phosphorylation
Cellular component (GO): plasma membrane
Molecular function (GO): ATP binding; protein kinase activity
Source: RefSeq, a predicted model, not a curated record